Messenger RNA from Hemibagrus wyckioides, 2471 nucleotides. RefSeq names its product G2/M phase-specific E3 ubiquitin-protein ligase-like. The record is from RefSeq and is a predicted model, not a curated record. Lineage: Eukaryota; Metazoa; Chordata; Actinopteri; Siluriformes; Bagridae. Bases 327 to 2210 code for a protein of 627 amino acids. Gene Ontology annotation, biological process: proteasome-mediated ubiquitin-dependent protein catabolic process; protein polyubiquitination; positive regulation of protein catabolic process. Gene Ontology annotation, molecular function: ubiquitin-protein transferase activity. The transcript is spliced from 9 exons.
AAGAGAUAUGCCAUCAGAUACUGGUCUUGUGCAAUAAAAGGAAAACACACUGUUCAACAGACGUCGUCUGAGAAAGCCCAGCAUUUUGGAAUAUCCCAGCACAUAGAUGACUUCGAUCUUGACUGUGAAGGAAUUCUGUUUCUGGUCUGGUUUCUCUUUUAGGUUGUUGAGGAUUAAUGGCUGAGACAUAUAUAGCUGGGAACAAUGCUGCUCUGCAUUCUCAUAGCAAACACAAACGUAUAGCACUUCAAGACUUUCUUCUCGUGAACUGGUCCUGCGUGUUCAACAUUGUGUGACAGUGCCAACAUUUUGAAGACAAAAAAGAAAUGAAGAAACAUGGGCGUGUUUGCGGGAGCCGCUGCCUGGGUCCCAUGAAAUUUCUUUCUGGAGUGGAGGGAAACGCAGGGCUUCUCGCCUCCAGGGAGACGGCGUCCCGCACAGACAGAUGUGUUUUCCUUUGCCGCGCAGUAAAAGUAAAUGAGAAGGUCACGAUACAGAUCGAAAGUGGACUCUUGUCGCGGGACAGUCACAGAGCUAUCGGGAUCGGGUUUACUAAUGCCUCACCGCUCAAUGCUGCACGGGGCCUGAGGGACAGUCCACACACCGGUGUAGUACCACUACCGGAGGACUUGUGUCUGCCUGGUGCACAAUUUGAGUUCUGGAUGAAUUAUGCACAUUUUGUGAUUAUCCGGGCAAGCGAUCGAAAGAAAUAUUACAUGAAAGCAGAGGGACUAAAUCUGCAUGAGCCGCUGUUUGUUUUCUUGGAUUUUCGUGGAAGCACGAGCACAGUGCGGCUUUUGGGUUCAAAGAAGGGGGAUCGCACGUCCUGCACUUUCAUUCCAUCAGACCCAAUAGGAAGCAAAGAGCAAGCUCUUAAUGACAACCUCCUUAACCUCAGUCUCAUCUCUGAUGAUAAUGCAAAUUCAGACCAAACUGUUUUCAGAGAUGCACCAGCAUGGCAAGCUAGUCCCUCCCACCCACAUACUCGUCCACGUGUAUCUAGUCAAAGAUCAGGUCAAGGCGAACAGAGACAGACUGCAGACAACAGAGGUUUAAAGAGAAGACUUCACUCUUCAGUGGAGGAGACGGAUGUGACGUCUUUGCUGAGAACAUUUCAACUGCAGUAUCUCAGCUCUAAUGAGGUACAUCUGAUCAUCCAGAGGACAAGGCUUCUGAGGAGUGCGUUCGAUGCUUUUUCCAACAGGAACUUCUCCUGGACCAAAAAACCUUUUAUCACGUUCGCUGGCGAGGAGGCUUUCGACAACGGUGGUCCGAGGAGAGAGUUUUUUAGGCUCCUGAUGAUGGAAGUGCAAAGCAGCCUGGGCGUUUUUGAGGGAAACCCAAAACACUUGUUCUUCACUUACGACCAGAUUGCUUUGCAGCAGCGUAAAUACGAGCAAGCUGGGAAACUGGUAGCUUGGUCUGUCGUUCACGGAGGACCAGGACUCAAAGCUCUAGACCCUCACCUUUACCAGCUCAUGUGUGGCGUACAGACAGACCUAACAGACUUUGACUGGCAUCUCAUACCAGAUCCCGACGUCCAAAGAAAAGCAGAAAAAAUUUUAUCCUGCAGGACAGCUGAACACCUCUGUGCUCUGCAAAGAGAAUUAGGAGACUGGAUCAGUGAUUGUGGAUUUCCAGGCAUUUAUAGACCGAACAUUUGCAUCCAAGACGUUCCUAAGAUUUACUCCUAUGUCGUGAGGCACUAUAUUUAUCUCAGGGUGUCGAAUAUGAUCGACCAGUUCAUCAAAGGCUUGAACUCAUGCGGAAAGCUGUGGAACAUAGUAAAAGCCAACUGGAUCGAUUUCCUGCCUAUUUUUACCAAAACGUACGAACGGCUAUCGCGAUCAUCAUUCAGAGCCCUGUUCGAAAUCAGCUGGAGUGCCGAAGGUACCAAGAGGAGAGAGGAGGAAGAGGCAACUAUCUACUACUGGGAAAUGGUGCUUAAGAUGAUUGAGGAACAAGAGACAGAGCUGCGUUUCGAAGAGCUGCUUGUUUUUAUCACGGCGUCAGAUGAGGUUCCAGUGUUGGGGUUCCCUGAAAAACUCAGCAUCCACUUCUACAAGCCUGAGACGAGAGGCUGUCGUCUACCCUACGCGUCCACAUGCAUGAUGGGACUUUUCCUUCCACGGGGGAUCAGGAGUCACGUAAAACUCAACCAGAUGCUGCUGAGAGCAGUGAGGGACUCGAGUGGAUUUGGAAAAUCAUAAGAUUAUAUUGUGUUGGAAGCCUCGGGAGAACUUUCUGUUGUUGUGAGAAGAGAAACUUAACACAUAUGUUCCAUCGUAAGACUGGAUAUAAAAAGGGAAAACGUUAUUUCUGUGCUGAGGAUUCGUAUCAGAACACUAUCAUGUUUAAACAGGUGGUUAAAAAAUAUGAUAUUUAUUUAUGGUUUCCCUUAUAAAUAUGUAUCUGUGUGUGUGUGUGUGUGUGUGUGAGAGAGGGAAAUAAAAACCAUCAUGUAAAAACCA